AUUAGGACAUUUAAGUAGUUUUUACAAUCAUACCUUACAAAAACAGUGUUGGGAUGCUGGGUUGCAUCUUGAGACAAAACAAUGCACUUAAUUUAUGUUAAGAACUGUCAGUGCAAGAUGUUUUUACAUUAUAGUUGAAACAUUAUUUUUUUCAGGACUAAUCCCUGUCACGGAAACUGUGUUGAAAGUUAAGCUGCAUGAAUUAGUUUGCCUUGCAAAUGAUCUCUAUAUCGAGGGCCAACCAUAUUUAUAGUAAAGGGAAGUAGCUGUUUUUAACUUUUUAUGAUGCUUUGAGGAUCAGGUGAUUUGUUACAUUAAAUUCUGCAUAUAAAAAUCUGCAGUUUCAUUGCAUUUCUAACAAUACUGAAAUACAUGUUAAGUAUUCAUCUGUUUGUGUGUUGCAAAUUUAACAUCUUGCCAGCUUACAAGGUAAAUACAAAAUGUAGGCCUAAUUCAACAUUAACCUUUAACUGCAUGACAGAUUUUACAUUUAUGCAUUUGGCAGAUGCUUUUAUCCUCUAGAGAAAGUACAAAAAGGGCUUCUGUUUAGCAUAAAGUAUUGAACAGUUGACCAAAAGCCCCGUGGUAGUAUUUGUGGUUUGCAAUUAAACAUCUUCCUGGAAAUUAAAUUUUGAUAUAAAUAAUAUUAAACAAAUGAUAAACAAAUGCUGUAUGUUACUGCAUGUGAAUGUUGGUGCCUGAAAGAAGAACGAAGUCUGAAGUCUUGGUGAGUAGUUUAGUUUUAUUUAUUCACUUAUUUUCACUUAUUUGGACCAAAUCUUCUGUGGCUUUUCUUGUUUAAAAACACUUACAUUUAAUAAAGGCAGUUACAUUUUGUCUAAAAGUCUUGAUAUGCUCGGACCAGAUAGUCAUCCCUCUCCAACCCCAGAAAAAUCAGCCUGUGAGAUAUAACUUGAACCAAUUUUCUGAGCUGAUGUUUUCUGUUAACUUUACUAAGUCUUUAUGCUGUAUUGUCCAGGUGGUGAUUGCUUCACACAAGUGCUCAUCCAUGAUGUACAUCGAUUAAAUGGAAUUUCUAACAGGACAAUAAUUCUUAAGACACAAAGAUUUAAAAUAUGAUUGUAACAGACACUCCCACCUUGUAUCUCUCCAUAUACAUCAUUGCAUUCCUGAUCGGUCUCCCUAAUGCAGUACUGGCAUUCUGCUGUUGCAUCCGCAAGAUCCGCAGUAAACCUCUCCCUAUUGACAUAAUCAUGUUGAACCUCGUGAUUUCUGACCUCAUCUUCCUCACCUUCCUCCCUGUGAAGAUGAAAGAGGCAGCAGAUAAUAUGUUCUGGAAUAUGCCGUAUAUCCUGUGUCAUCUUAAUCUGUUCCUGUUCCUAAUGCCACUUUACAGUAGCAGCCAGUUUUUGACGGUGAUUAGCACUGAGCGUUAUGUAUGCGUCGCUUUCCCAGUAAAAUACAAGAAUCCGAGGAGAAUCACUUAUACGAUAAUAAUAUGUAUUGCUAUCUGGAUGUUCAUUUUAGUAACUGCUGCAUUUACUUACAGGGCUGCGUACGGCGGUUCUAAUAACGUCACUAACUACACAGAACUGUGUUACACUAACUUUACACCAGAGCAACUCCAAAAUUUGCUCAAAAUGCGAUUGGCUUUUGUAGCAGCGUUUUUCUGUAUACCCCUCAUCAUUUGCUGCUUUUGUUACAUCAAUACCAUUCGUAUUUUGUUAAAGCUUCCUCUUAUUAAACGUUGUCGCAGGCUCCGGGCCAUAGGAAUGGCUCUCGGGACGCUGCUUGUGUUCACUAUUUGUUUUGCACCUUACAACGCAUCACACAUUGUGGGCUACAUUACACAAGAAAAUCCAAAGUGGCGCAUGUACUCUUUAACUUUCUCUACUUUAAAUGCAUGUUUUGAUGCUAUUAUUUUUUACUGCAUCUCUUAUGAGAUGAGAUUGGCAUUUAAUGUCUGUGAAAAAGGUUUUAUUCAGUUUUAUGUUCGUAUAAAAAGUUUUUUUAAAGUUGCUGUCAUAUUUAAAUAAAUUGUACAGAACACAUAUGUAAAGAUAUAAGGCAUACUGGUCAAAAAAUGGUCACUAGUUGUCACCAUACUGUUUCCUUUCAAAAGUACACCAUUAAGAGUGCAUAUUAGAUAUUGUAUACAUAUUGGUUCCUAUAAAUGAUACAUAUUAGGAACUUUUACCAUAGUGAAAGCUUGGGACCAUUUUUGACCAUUUUAGUUAAACAAACACUUUAUGCAUUUAGACACAAAUCAAAAUGUAGAACCAUCUGCAAGUCUUGUUAUUUUUAAUAUGAUUUCUAUUAUAAAUGGACACAUAAUUAUGUCAUGAAUACACACUGAAUCACACUGACUGUCACAGAUUUAGUCAAGGAUGUUAUGAAAAAACCUCAGAUGAUUAUGCAGUGGAAGUUUAAUAUUUUUAUCAUAAAUUGUUUUUAAUGUGUUUGCACUCUGUAAAAAACGAUAUGUGAAAUUUUCUUUGUUUCAUGAAUAAUUGUUUUAUUUGCUUCUUUUCAAUUUUCAUUUUUUAAGUGUUUCACAUUUGGGUCAGUGACAAAAACGGUUUGGCAAGAUGAGAAAUUAUAAAACAAAAACCUUGUUUUUAAAGCAUGCAUCAGGUUUAUUUCAAUGCACAGUGUAUUUAUGUCAAUUUUAUGCAAUAAAAAUUACAUUUGCACCAUUUGUAUAAAAGUUAAGACUUAAUGGACCUGAAAGUGUCAAGUUGUGUAACCACCAAUUGUGCCAAAGAAUGAAAAAUAUUAAAUAUUUUAUCCACCUUGAUGGCAUGUAAGCGAAAUCAUCAUAUUAAAAUAUAAUUUUAUUAGUUAUUUCUAAAUGUAAAUUUAAUGCGUUAUUGUAAUAUUUGUCCUGAUAUAUGCUGAAAACAGCUUUGUUUUCUAAAUAAUCUUUGAUGUAAAAAAUGCAUGUAAAAAAUCAUAUUACACUAAACUAGAUGAUUAUAUUUGCACAUUUCUUUUAAAUAUAUUUAUUUUUUAAUAAAAAAAUACUAGUUACACCAAUUGACACAGACCGGUUACACCACAUUGACAUUUUUGCUAUUAUCCCCCAAAUAUUAUUUCAAAAUGAAAUAAGACCAGAAAUUUUAGACUUGGUCCUGAAAAAAGAGAAUGUAUGGCAAUCUGGAAAUUAGAAAUUUUAACCCUUUAAUAUUUAAUGUAACCAUACGGACACAAGAUAAUAAAUUAACGUCACAUCAUUGACCUAUUUGUUUCGGUGUGCAGCUGUAGUUUAGGUGCCUGUAAGUCAAUGUGGCUUUCCAGUAUAUUGUCAUGCCUGAUUCCAAAUUAUAGCAAUGGUACUAUAAAAAGGUAUCACACAAGUAAAGCUACAAUAUGGAGACUCAUAGAGAUUAAAAAAUUGUUUGCAAAUCUUCAGUAAUUGUGAUGUGGGCUUUUCUGCAGUUGGAUCUGUAUGUAUUAACAUUUAUCAAAUGUGGAAACUUUGUACUGUGUUAUAUAAAGAUUAUACUAAAAUAUAAAAUUUUGUUAAUGGAGGAUAGUGAGGAAUGUUGAACAGGAGUGCGGAGAAUUAAAGCCUCUUACAUUCAAAGAGUUUACAUUCUUACAUCCGUUUACUUUAUAUUGUAGCUGUUUGUAAGCAUGUAAGGUAAUUAUAUAAAAUGCUUGUAAAUGUGUUCUUGGUUUCAAUAUUCAAUCAAAUUAAAUGAUAAAAUAGAAAUUAUAUUGGAUAUCAUUCAGUUGAAUUCAUUAUUGCAUUG
Paramisgurnus dabryanus is the source of this 3716-nucleotide messenger RNA. RefSeq names its product free fatty acid receptor 3-like. The record is from RefSeq and is a predicted model, not a curated record. NCBI's taxonomy places the organism in Eukaryota, Metazoa, Chordata, Actinopteri, Cypriniformes, Cobitidae. Gene Ontology annotation, molecular function: G protein-coupled receptor activity. Gene Ontology annotation, biological process: G protein-coupled receptor signaling pathway; cellular response to fatty acid. Gene Ontology annotation, cellular component: plasma membrane.